CCGGCCGCUCCCGCCUCCCGCUCGCGCCGCUCCAUUGGCGCUGACGCAGCGUCCGGGACGCGCCGUGGCGGCGCUGGCGCCCCCUGGCAGAGCGGAGGACCCGCGGCACGCCGGGGGUCACGUGGUCGAGGGGCGCGCUCUGUGGGCGUGGUUUGCUGCUGAGGAGGCGCGGCCUGGGGCGGGGCGUGCCCGCGCGCGGCCCGGGAAUGCCUUAAAGCGCAACAUCACUUCCGAUUCUCACUUCCGGGUCCUGCCGCCGCUGCCGCUGCCGCCGCCGCCGGUAACGGCUCCGGGCCGGCCCCGCCAUGUUCCUCCUCCUCCUUUCGCCGCCGCCGCCUCCAUGAGCCGCAAGAAAAGCGGCUUCGCCAUCACCAGCGUCCGCGGCAGCAGCGGGACCGCGCCCGGGGAUGCCUCCGGCGCCGCGAGCGGUUCUUCAUCUUCCUCCUCCGGCAGCCCCAGCGGGUCUCGGUUCCGCCUCGUUCGCUUACUGUCGCCGGGGGAGGUGCUGCGGCGGGGCCGGUGGCUCUGCCGCGAUUUCUACGAGCGGGACGCGUCACCGCGGGGAGGUGGCGGCGGCGGGGGGAGGGUCCCGGUGUCGCUGGACGCCCCCCGGGCCGUCCCCGCCGCCCACCAGCCUCGGUCUCUCGGGGCCUUCGCGCAGCUGGUGCAGCAGGCGCUGCCCCCCAAACCGCCGUCGCCACGCCCAGGGGGCGGGGCCGAGCUCAGUGCGCGCCUGGGAUUGGCUGGCGAGGAGAGCGAGGACGAGGGCUCCGGGAGCGGCAUCACCGCCAUCGACAACAAGAUUGAGAGGGCCAUGGUGCGGUUCGCGCCCAGCCCCGCGAUCCGGGAUGAGGAAACGGAGGAUGAAGAUGGGGGCAUCCCCACCCGGUCCCUGGCGACCCCCACCCUGCACAGCAGUCGGGGGGGCCCUGGCGGGGCUCCUCCCGAGCCCUUCGACGCCCCCGGGGCCGCGGCCGCGCUCCUGGGCAGCUCCUUCGCCGCCCGCAGCGCGCUGGGCGGGGCGGCGGCCGCAGCCAUGAACGUCCCGCAGGCCCAGCGGCUCUUCCGCGGCCUCGUCAGCCUGGCCGUGCCGCCCCCGCCGGGGCCGCGGAGGGGGGUCCCGGCCCCUCCCGCGCCCACCCCGCAGGUGCCGGGGCCGCAGCUGAGGGUGCUGGCAGGCGGUGCUGGCGGAGCCAUGGGCUGGCCCUGGCUACCCCCUCACAGCACCCCCGAGCUCCCCCGGGCCCUCCCGCGCCCCCCCGGAGCCGCCUUCGCCAUGUACCACAAGCUGCAGCAGUGGGGGGGUUACUGAGGGGGAACAGCCCCCUCAAAUCCCCCUUUAUUCCCCAAAAAAAUAAACAGUUAUUUUUAACUUUA
Parus major (Great Tit) is the source of this 1377-nucleotide messenger RNA. RefSeq names its product protein phosphatase 1 regulatory subunit 35 (gene PPP1R35). The coding region runs from base 341 to 1312 and encodes 323 amino acids. The record is from RefSeq and is a predicted model, not a curated record. Lineage: Eukaryota; Metazoa; Chordata; Aves; Passeriformes; Paridae. The transcript is spliced from 6 exons.